Pungitius pungitius (ninespine stickleback) is the source of this 3289-nucleotide messenger RNA. RefSeq names its product tumor necrosis factor receptor superfamily member 14-like. Gene Ontology annotation, biological process: positive regulation of cytokine production involved in immune response; defense response to Gram-positive bacterium; negative regulation of alpha-beta T cell proliferation. NCBI's taxonomy places the organism in Eukaryota, Metazoa, Chordata, Actinopteri, Perciformes, Gasterosteidae. Gene Ontology annotation, cellular component: external side of plasma membrane. Gene Ontology annotation, molecular function: protein binding. Bases 308 to 1060 code for a protein of 250 amino acids. The transcript is spliced from 7 exons. The record is from RefSeq and is a predicted model, not a curated record.
UUCUACUUUCUUUUUCAAAAGUCGGGAAAGAAACAAACCAGGGAUUUAUGUUUUGCGAUUGUUUGGGUAUUUUGACGCCGAUAUCCCGCUGUUCUUAAAUGGAGGAUGUAGCUCUUUGUCCGCCUCACUCCGGGUAAAGAUAAGUGUUAUUUGAAGGGCAGAAGCCUCCAAGCUUUUUAACAUUCCAACGAUCCAGAAAACCCAGCCGCCAUUACGGAGGACAGGGAAAAAGAAAUAACAAAAAUGGCGACAUUUUAGCGGAACUUAAACGCUUGUAUUAACUCUGUUGAAACAAAUCUGAUGUAGAAUGCGUUCGGCUCGGCGUGUCUUCUGGGCAGCAGUCCUCUGUGUCUCCGUCCUCAUGGCUCCAGGGAAGUGUUGUCUGUCCAAGGAGUACGAGCUAAGAGACGGCCAGUGUUGUCCGAUGUGCCACGAAGGUUCAGUGGUUAGAAGAGACUGCACUCCUCAGUCAGGCACGCGAUGUGUCCCCUGUGUGAACGGGACAUUUAUGAACCAACCCAACGGCUUGACUAAAUGUUUCCCCUGCAGCUCCUGUGACCAAGGUCGUGGUCUCUUUGUCCAACAGGGCUGCACAUCAAAAAGUGACACCAUCUGUGACGUCAUCACUGGGUACUUCUGUGAGGCCUUGGUGGAUGAUAAAGGAUGUAGUUUGUCACGCAGACAUUCAGGCUGUGGAGCUGGUCACAUGAUUAAAGAGCGUGGGACCAGAAGAACUGACACAGUGUGUGAACCUUGUCCCCCAGGCAGUUUUUCACUGGAGGGGCUGAAUUGUACACUUUGGACCACUUGCUCAGAAACCAAAGUACAGGUCAAAGAAGGAAGCCCGACCAGCGAUGCUAUUUGUGCUGCGGCUUCAAGACACCAUUACAUUAUCUUUGUAGUAAUAUUACUAAUGAUAUUACUAAUAGGAAUACUAGUUGUCCUCAGGUUCAAAGGAAGAAAUCAUCCAAAGAACCACCAGGUACGUUGGCUCCAUUUGCAAAUGUUUGUCUCAAAUAGGCUGCGCCACAUUAAAUCUGCUCCAUUACUCUCCACGUAAUCUGGGAAACAGGGAACCGUAUUUUGCAUUAAUACACUUGAAUUCGUACGUAAGCAUCACUCAAGAACCCUCAACCCAAGUUUGGACAAAGUUCUUAGCUCAAAGUGUCGGUGUCGAACUUUUAAAGGUUCAUGAGGUUGUAGCCUGCUGGAUAUUGUUGUAACGGCCUCAAAGUUUCAUUAAACGAGGAUGGCCAAAGUAAUGUAGUAGUAGAAAACAAGUAGCUCCGACUGCUGAGCCCCGUCGGUGAGCAGUGAACAAGAUAUUAAUCUGUCUGCUGAAGAGUGUCGUCGUCUCAACUAUACACUAGUAUGACGGUUGUGUGAACCUUUUCAACCGAUACACUGCCCAGCCCGAGUGCACACCACGAUAUCUAGUGUUGGGAAAGUUCACUUUCUACAUGAACUAGUUCAAAGUUCAGUUCACAAAUUUUAAAAUGAACUAGUUCAGUUCAUAGUUCAAACUUAAAUAUUUGAACUAAGUUCACAGUUCCAACUAGUUCAGUUCUUUUUUUCCAUAUGUUGCUGCAAGCUAUUAUUUUUCAAAAUUAUUGCCAUAGCCCAGAACCACAGACAGCAAAUAUUUUAUCAGUUUAAACACUGAAGCUAUGCAUCAGAUUUAAUCUUCAUAUCCAAUUUUGAAUCCUUAUCCAACCAGGGUUUACAUUAGCAUUGAGGGGAUAGCAUUUCCCCAUUGCUGCUUUAAUGUUCAUGUUUUAAUGUCCAUUCACUCCACACUAGCAGCAGCUGCAGCGUUCACCCCUACAGUACAUUCUCAAACACAUGCUGCUUGAAUGGUCUUUUUUAAAUAAGGAAUAAAAACACGACAGUUAUCAUUAAGGUGCAAAUGUUUGCAAAGAAAGGUCAGAUUCCUCCCAUCCUCACUGACCUUGUCAGAAACUUCCUAAAACUCAUUUAAAUUAUUAUACGCCGCCUCUUUGCUACAUGCAGCUGUCGCCUCCGUGCAUUUCUCUUUUUUUGAUGACGCAUGCGGCGGUGCGACACUGGUGGCUGGUGUUGCCGGAUUGGGUGUUUUUUCCGCUACUACUAAGGCGCGUUUACGGUGUGUUUUCUAUAGAAAUCUGGCACCCCAUUGAACGAUGUUAACCUGAAAGAACGUGCCGUUCACAGACACCAGAAUGAACGAAUUCACAGUAACGUUCAUCGGGCAUUAAUACAGUACGUUCAGUUCACGUUCGCCCAAAAUAUGAACGAGUUCAUGAACUAUCGUUCAAUGAACGCGUUCAGGCACAACACUGACGAUAUCCAACCCACUUGGGUCUGAAUUAACAAAUACAAGUAUUCAUAGCAUACACAGCAAUAGGAAGUUGGUAAUAUUUGUAUAUGUCAAUUCAUACAAGUAUGUUUAACAACCCGUGAUCCCAUAACUCCAACAUCUCUGUGGUGUCUGAAGGAGUUCAGUUAAGUGGCCGCAGGCCAAGCUCUUCUUCCAUGUUGUUUGAAAUGAGUGUGCUGUGGGACAACGUUCCAACGUGUUUACAUCCCAGCAGAGGCCUGAGAGCAGCGGACCAUGUGGGGAAGGGCCGGAUGGUUGAGGCGGAGCGGGGACCUCCUCCAGCGCGGUGCCAAAGCCAUCAGGCCCACUCACAAUGCUAGAGCACACUCACAGACUGCAGUGGGAUAGUGGGUACUAGAAACCAGAGCCUCGCUGCCCUAUUAGUUGCCACAGUUCUGCUGGUGCUGGUUGGAGAGGGAGCCAUGGCCCAGUUCCUCUGCCUGAAGGUCAUGGUCGUUUAGGCACCUGGGGAAACCUCGACAGUGUUUGGUUCAAGGACUCAAGAAGCAGACUGAAACCUGGCGAUAGGCUCUGAGGGGGACCAGGAGCCCAGCGCUUGCAAAAUAGCCGGAACCAGCCAAGUGUACCUGGAACCUGCCCCAGGAACGAUCGGGCGGGUUGUUUAGAACUGGUAUUUUAAAUUCGACUAGAUACGGCGUGUGGAGCGGAUCAACCCGGACUGCUUGGUUAUUGUCCUCUGGGACUUUUAACAAAGGAAACCUCAGCCACGAACGUCUUAAGUACAAACCGUUUAUUAAAUGCCCGACCAGAGAGGAGAACACGCUGGACACCAUGUCCCUCGUGCUGCGCUGGGACACUCCUACCACCAUCAUCCCUGUUCCCAAGAAGCCCAGGAUCAAAGGACUUAACGACCCAGACCUUUGUAGUCAUGAAGUCUUGAUCAGCUUUAUCCUUUAUUUAUUUUAAUUUAGA